AUGGCAUCUGCUCUUCUCAGAAGCCGUGUUAAGCGGCCUUCGUACCUUAACAAGCUGGCUAAGGCUGAGGAUCUUGUUGACCUGUUUCCUCAUGGCUCGUAUAUCGGCUGGUCAGGGUUUACGGGUGUUGGAUACCCCAAGAAAGUCCCCACCGCCCUGGCAGACCACGUCGAAAAGAACAAGCUCGAAGGAAAGUUGAAAUACUCGCUGUUCGUCGGUGCUUCGUCCGGCGCAGAGACUGAAAACCGCUGGGCAGCAUUGGACAUGAUCGAGCGCCGCAGUCCCCACCAGGUCGGCAGGGAGAUCGCCAAGGGAUUGAACUCGGGCCGGAUAAAGUUCUUCGAUAAGCACCUGAGCAUGUUCCCCCAGGACCUGAUCAAUGGGUGGUACACAUUGAACAAGCCCAGCGGUAAGCUGGAUGUUGCGGUUAUCGAGGCGUCUGCAAUUACCGAGAAUGGUGGAAUUAUCCCCGGUGCAUCGGUUGGUGCGUCGCCGGAGCUCGUGCAGAUGGCGGAUAAGGUUAUCAUUGAGGUGAACACGACGACGCCGUCGUUUGAGGGCCUGCAUGACAUCUAUGUGCCUGAGCAGGCGCCGUACAGCAAGCCCAUGAUGAUCAUGCGUCCCGAGGACCGUAUCGGAACUCCGUACAUCCCCGUCGACCCGGAGAAGGUCGUUGCUAUCGUCGAGGGUGACUACCCCGACAAGACAGCCCCCAACACGCCCGAGGAUGAAACCUCGCAGGCCAUCGCGGGUAACCUGAUCGAGUUCCUCAAGCACGAGGUUGACCAUGGCCGUCUCCCCAAUAACCUCCUCCCCCUACAAUCCGGCAUUGGCAACAUCGCCAACGCCGUCGUCGGCGGCCUCUCCAAGGGCGGCGCCAACUUCAAAAACCUCAAGGUCUGGACCGAAGUCCUGCAAGACACCUUCCUCGACCUCUUCGACAGCGGCAACCUCGACUUCGCUACUGCCACCUCCAUCCGCUUUUCGCCCGACGGCUUCAAGCGCUUCUACGACAACUGGGACCGCUACGCCGACAAGCUCCUCCUCCGCCCCCAGGGCAUCUCCAACUCCCCCGAGAUCAUCCGCCGCCUGGGCUGCAUCGGCAUGAACACCCCUGUCGAAGUGGACAUCUACGCGCACGCAAACUCCACCUGCGUCUUCGGCUCCCGCAUGCUCAACGGUCUCGGUGGCUCCGCCGACUUCCUGCGUAACUCGCGCUACUCCAUUAUGCAUACUCCUUCCUUCCGUCCCUCCAAGACCGACCCCACCGGUGUCUCGUGCAUCGUCCCCUUUGCGACACACAUCGACCAGACAGAGCACGAUCUGGACAUGGUCGUCACAGAGCAGGGAUUUGCUGACGUGCGUGGUCUCUCGCCUAGAGAACGCGCUCGCGUCAUUAUCAAGAACUGCGCGCACCCUGACUACCAGCCUAUUCUUACUGAUUACUUGGAUCGGGCGGAGUUUGAGUGCCUGAAGAAGGGCAUGGGCCAUGAGCCGCAUCUGUUGUUUAAUGCGUUUAAGAUGCACAAGAACCUGGCGGAGAAUGGCACGAUGAAGAUUAACAGCUGGGAUUAA
Aspergillus chevalieri is the source of this 1575-nucleotide messenger RNA. It is a transcript of the gene coaT, whose product is annotated as acetyl-CoA hydrolase ACH1. The record is from RefSeq and is a predicted model, not a curated record. The coding region runs from base 1 to 1575 and encodes 524 amino acids. The transcript is spliced from 2 exons. Lineage: Eukaryota; Fungi; Ascomycota; Eurotiomycetes; Eurotiales; Aspergillaceae. Gene Ontology annotation, molecular function: acetyl-CoA hydrolase activity; acetate CoA-transferase activity. Gene Ontology annotation, biological process: acetate metabolic process. Gene Ontology annotation, cellular component: mitochondrion.